Dermacentor andersoni is the source of this 10044-nucleotide messenger RNA. Lineage: Eukaryota; Metazoa; Arthropoda; Arachnida; Ixodida; Ixodidae. The record is from RefSeq and is a predicted model, not a curated record.
UAUAAUGCAAGAAUUAUCAUUUUUACGUAGCGCGGUACGUGUGAGCAGUGCAUAAAGUUUAUUCCGUGUAUUUUUCAAAAACAUCCGAUGGCUAAUGGGCGUUUGCAGGCGCCCCAACUAGAUGACGCCACCGUAAACAGCGAGGCUCGGGACCGGGUCCGAAUGCAUGUCUCGUCUGAAUCGCAUCUCGUCGUCUGCGCUUGCUGCUGAAACGUGCGGAGAACUCAGCUUUACCAGUAAUGGACGCUACAAAGUCGGCUUUGUUAAAUACGAUGAACGCUUUAUUUCUUCUGUACUCCCGCACGUAGUUACUGUAACCACGGUAAAGACCCCAUCAAAAUAGCGCGACUGCGGCUUGCGGUGGGAAGGCCACAUUGAAAAGAAAGAUUUAGGUAAUGCAGGAUGUAAGCCGAGUUUUGAUGCGAAACAAUGUAAGUCCUCUAUAGAUGAGCGAAAUGCGAGAGGAUGUACCCGUUUCUGUCAGCUGCUUUUUGUUUUGAAAUUGUAAGUUGCAUAGCUGUUGUCUGACUACGUCUACUUUCGUAAUUACUUUUGUUUUCAUUCACCGUUUGAUAAUAAAGGAACACAUCCUGAUGCAGAACAUCGCAAGUGUAAAAGGGUCGCAGGGCCCCUGUAAUGUGCUGAUACGGACAAGAUCACUGAGGUGCUGCGCUGCGUCUGUUCUCAGCAAAGAAAUCUAGGCGCUUUCAUUAGUUUCAUGUUUCUCAAGGGCAGCUUUCUGGCGCCUUCGUUGUCAAAAAUACCGCACCGCCCCGAUGGCCACGGAAAUAUCAUGCACUCGCACCUUUUUUUUUUUUUUUACUUGGCCUGACGAAACCCUGCUGUGUCUCUUGUGAGAAGGCGUUUCCAUUGCGAACGUCUGUUCGUUUCUAAUUUGUAUCGCGGAUGGUUCCAUUAUGUGAUACGUUUGCGCAGUAGAAACAUUAAAACACCUCGUAUGUAACCUGCCACCAUACGAAGGCAAUAGGCGUGUCCUUCGAACAACUUCAUGGCAAUUGCAAUAGAUGGCAGACGUUUUAGACAAUAUCCGCAUGCAUCUGCAAUGACCAAAGCCAGAAAAGUGCUACUGCGUUUCUUAAGGUACAACAUCCUAUACAACCGCUUGCGAUGAAUUGAACGCUGAAACUCUUCAUUGCUUGUGUGUUUUGCGUGCGCGCUGUGAACUUAGAUCCUUGUUCUCAAGUUGCAGUCCCCUUCCCAACUUCACUAAUGCAGGGUAGCCAACAGGACCCAGCCUUACUAACUUCCCUGUCUUCGCUUUAUGACUUGCCUCUGUAGUUUGGUGUAUUGGUUAGAAAUAAACGAUCACUAAGCCAAUAUUUCUGUACUUUCUUUUUCUUUAUUGCAGCACCGGCGGACAUGUCACUGCUACUGUUGCUACUGGCGGCCAUAUUUGUGUUUGCCGUGGUGCUUGUGGUGACAUACCUGACGUACCGGCGCCUCUACGACAACCUCCAAUUCAAGCCGAAAGUGCUUAACGACAGCCCGGUCCACGUCAAGAUCGCCCCGAGGUCUCCCAGCUCUUCUAACGUACCAUCAAUCACAAUCAGCCAUAGCCUUCCCGAGAUGAAGGAAGUAGUGGCGGACGGGGUUCAAGAGAGUGCCGGCAAGAAGGUGGCUCCCCUGAGGCAGAUUACGCUUCCGACCGUGCCUACCCGCCAUAUGACCUUCCAGAGGCAGCUGUCGCACCGUCUUGAUCUCUCCACAACUGUGCCAUUCGAAGUAUGCAACAUGCAACAGCGUGAGAGCCACGGCACCGUCGGGGCCAUACAGCCGGAACUGUACGACCAGGAGGGCGUCACUUCCGGCGAGUCGAGGCGCGAGUCUACCGACCUGACAUCACAGGCAACGACCUGCGGCAAGCUGCACUUCGCGCUCAAGUACGACAUCGACCUGGAGGGACUCGUCGUAAAGAUACUGCAGGCCAAGGACCUUCCUUCCAAGGACUUCCUUGGCUCUUCGGACCCUUACAUUAAGCUUUACCUGCUCCCGGAACGCCGCAAGAAAUUUCAGACUCGAGUUCACCGCAAGAACCUGAACCCCGUGUUCAACGAGUCCUUCGUGUUCGCCAUGACAAUGGAAGAGCUCCGCAACAGGACGCUGCAGUUCUCGGUGUACGACUUCGACCGCUUCUCACGGAACGACCUCAUCGGUCACGUGAUCGUCAAGCACCUCCACGAGCUAUGUGACCCUGCUCACGAGAUGGAGUACACCAUGGAUAUAGUGGGCGUGCCACAGGAAAAAAUGGACAAGCUGGGCGAGUUGAUGCUCUCACUGUGCUAUCUCCCAACUGCCGGACGACUGACAGUCACUGUCAUCAAAGCCAGGCACCUGAAGCCCAUGGACAUCAGCGGGUCCUCUGACCCCUACAUCAAGGUGAUCCUUGUCUGCGAGGGCAAGAGAAUCAAGAAAAAGAAAACAAGCGUCAAGAAAUCCACGCUCAACCCCGUGUUCAACGAGGCCCUCGUCUUUGACGUACCACCGGAGAACGUCGAUGACGUAAACCUCGCCAUCAAAGUGGUUGACUACGACAGGGUUGGACCAAACGAGCUCAUGGGAUGCUGCGCUGUUGGACAGUUGGCUACUGGCGUUGGACGUGACCAUUGGCUUGCCGUCAUGGACAACCCACGGAAGCCGACUGCGCAGUGGUACCCUCUAAUAGACAGCCUUCCGGCCGAGCUGGACCCACCGCGAACACCGUCAGUGACCUGUCUAAAGUGAAGAGUUUGUGGGAUCACCCGCUGGAAUACAGAAAGGGCUGCUGCUGGCAAUGCUGGGUGCUGUGUCAGCCUUGCUUCUUGAAGGAUACCGUAAAGCGGCAUUGUGGGGGAAAGAGCAGGCUUCAGUCACUCCAAAAAAAGUGCUGGUCUUUUCUCCACGGAUGGCAUGUGUAAAAAUUGGCUUCUGAGCUGGUUCUGUGCGGAACACGGAUUGACCGGCCGUCAGAAGACUGGACACUUUUGGCGCAACUGUGCUGACGGGCUGCCACGCCCAUUCUAAGAUCGCUAGACGCAGCGCACAAGUAUAAGCUCAUUGGGAGUGAGAACACCACGUUAUUCCCGAUAGCUCAGCUCUAAGCGUUGGUGUUGUGUGGCCAUCAGAACCAAUUCGUCGCAAGGGCAUUCUCGGGCGCCACGUUCGAAAGCAUUUAUCCAGGUUUUGAGUGUUUUGCUCUGUAGCCGGAAACAAGUAACUUUAACCAAAGUUCCUCAGCGGAAGGAAGCGAAAUGAGCGAGCUGUAUUCUGUACAUUGUGAUGCGAGCUUCAAGAGCUCAUGAAAACGCACUUGGCCAACGUGCGGUGUGGCAUAACGUCUGAGAGUUAUUCUUAUACCACUCAAACAUAUGUUAUCGUUCUUUCUGUGUGACUCAUACUUCUGUCAGUUCCCUUGAGUGGAAUUGACGAACUCCUCCUGUAAAACGCGCUUGUAUCAAACCAUUUACAGCCACAUCAAGGGCUGCUACACCUUUGCGCUUUGACACACACGUGACAACAGCAGAACCUCUCAAGCACUCUUGUCUUAAAAGCAUGCUGAGUACCUUUUUUUCACCCUCCAAAAUUGAGGGCUAUGUUAUUUAUGCCGAAUAAAUUCCUCAUUAGCAGAACAGGUAGCGUGAGACACUGAAAUAGUGAGAAUUAUAUUGGACAACCUAGGUCUGGCACAAAUUAGGAAAACUUGUCCAACAGAGUUCCUUACUAGCAUGCUUCCAAAGGAGUUUGUCAUUCGACGUAUGUACAGUCGUGUCGCGAUGCACUUCAGAAAAGGAUUUGAAAUGUGCAUUCAAAAAAUGUACUUCUUGGCGCUCUUCUUUCCUGUAGAACGAUGUGUUUAGGUACGAGCAGUACCGUUAAUGCGCGCUGAAUAUACCUAAGGCCUGCCUAUCAAUAGCUUUACCAAUAACUGUACAACUUGUGAUAUGUAGGCACCUAAACACAUGUGGUAUUUAUUGUAGUUGUUUCAGGCAUGUCGUACACUAUUUGUUCGUUGUAUAUCUCGCUACCAUGUAAGAUAAAAACCACCACUGACCGUUCUUGAAGUGAACAGAAGUCGUGCUGCAGAAGUGUCUCAUAUAACCUGAUCUAAAAUUGAAAAUGCCACAUUCUGUUGGCUCCUACAUGUCGCGAUUUCUGAUUGUGCAACUAGGACUUUUUUAUAACGCACAAAAUUGAGUGUUCCCAUACGGUAUUUUGCCACUUGAUACGUCUGUGGAAAGAAACUGCGAUGAAGGCACAGUAACAGUAAUAGAUUUCGGUGUUAAUUUGCAAAUAGUACUUCACUGAAUAUGGUGUGCCCACAGACUCAGAAUAUUUCCAUUCUAAUACAGGUUUCUAGUAGGCAGUCUAUUUGGUAUGUUCUUGGUGAAUUUUUUGUGGUAGACGAAAGUGUGCAGCUAUCACCAAAUAUGUUGCAACAGAACUGCUUGUUGGCCUAUUUGGUGCUUGCUAAAACACAUGUUUUUACUGCAAGUUAAAACACACACAAAAGAAAGACACAUAAAGACAACACGGGCGCCAAAUAGUUCUCUGCACUACAAGUCAUCAAAGCAUCUGGCAAGUUAUCAUAGGUGCUCUUGGUCCAUGCCAAGGGUGGUAAAUAAAAUUUAUAGGUUGAAGAUGCUCUUUUUCCCAGUUCAUUUUCAUCGGUACCUUGAUGAACUGCCCGUUCAUCAAGGUACAAUGUGUUAACUGAUAUGUACAAUGCGUUAAUUAGUAUUCUUACAAUCACGCUCAUUAGUCGCAUCUACAACAGCACGUAACGCGACAACAAGGGAAGAAGUAUCCAUCUGGGCAUUUUUGAAUCAUCUUCAGGUUGUGCUUUACUAGUUUUACGACCAGUGUGUUCAAGAAAACUUGAACUUCACCUAUUAUUUAUUACCACAUUCGGAAGCACUGUAUAAAAUGCCGAAUGAGACUAUCAAGAUCUACGGGAGCAAGGUGUUCUAGUGGCAGAGCCACCGGACUUUACUGGCACUGACGUCAAUGCUCAUGCCAGGAUUACAGCACUUUUCAUAGCGCAACCCUCAGACACCCGUUUCUGCAGUGAGCGUCGGCAUCGGCGUUGUCCUUCGUAACCGAGCGAACAAGAACAAUGAAGGAUGAAAGUGAACACGCAGCGCAGCUAGAGAUGAAAGACGGCGACAGCGAAGAAAGCGCGAGGAGUAAAGCGGAGGAGAAGGAUAUGGUGAAAGUCUGAGAGGAAAAGCGUAGUGCCACGCAAGACCCGCUUAGCGGCGACGACGGCUAUGAGAUCGCGCCUGAGUACGGCGAGUCGCCUGUACGGGAACGAAGCGCUGCGUGAGCGGUGGUCUGUCUGCGGCGGCUGCUGUGAAUAGCGCCCGCGCGUCAUCCACGCGCUGCCUCUCGGGAUCUCCCGCUUCGAGAGGCAGUCGCGGCCCACUUGGCUCAGUGUGCAACGUGCCGCAUGAGACAGAUUAUCCGCUCCAUCCAAUACAUCGCGAAAUGAAAACGCGUAUAGAGCUGCGCUAAAACUUUGCAUUAGGGAGUAUAGUAAGCGUCAGUGAUUUUAUUUUCUUGCUUCCGUGUUAUCGCCUGAGCUAUUGGCGCCUUCAGCGUGACUAAUUCGCAAUCUGUGCAGACGGAGAUAUGCGACCAGCUAUCAAACGUAAACUAUGUAAGAAAAGUACCUGUAUAAGUAUUAUAAAUGCGUGCGGAUUCACAUAACUUUCACAAGACAUGAAAGUGGCAGAUUCAUUCUGAGCUUGUGCUGAGAAAUCAGGAUACGGCAUUUUACAAAACAUACGGAUAAUCGUGGUCCAUGAGCGCAUGAAGCACAUUCUAUAGACUAAAUGUCAAUAAAUAUGCUUCACGCAGCAUCUCCCAUCAUUCUGUACUCAGGUGGAUGUAAAACGAGUAGAUUUAUACUAUAGGUUCCACAAUCCAGAGUAUUGCUGAAUCCUGCUCCAUGUCUCGCGUGGCCAGCGACAUGUUCACUUCCUGAAAUAUGUCGCUAUGGUCUUCGCCCAAAUGUACGUAUGUACAUAACUUUGUUUGUAUUCAGGGGAAAGGGCGCGUCUGUGCAUGUAACUGACCUCCAGCUACCGCUUUGUAGGGACGUUUAUCUGUUAGAGCUUGUAUAUGGUUUCUACCUCGCCCGGCAAUACUGCAACUGUUUUUAGAUGUCUGACGUAGCACGUAGACGUAGUUCCACCAAUCCUCAAAUUGUCAUUUUCGUUGUUUAGAUGUCGUGUAAGUGUUCCCACUAGUUAUUUCUAAUUUCCCGUAGACAUUGUACACCUUACACCUUCAAGUUGAAAUUAAGCAAUGAGUUCCAGGGCAUCGGUGACACAUCGUAAAUCGAUGUGGCAUUAGCAUUGUCGCAACUGAAUAUUCGCUAGGCACGUGCACUUGUACAUUACUUACACUUAUUCUGUUCGGUUUGAAUAUUUCACUUCUCGCUUCAAAAUAUAUUUCUUGCAGUUAGAUUUAAAUGUCAACCGACGCAAAAGGGUCCACUUAUCGUCUACUUAAAUUAAAUCUCCAUUAUGUUAGGACUAUUACGCUUUCCUGUAGGUUUCAUGCUUAGUUUUAAGUUCAACUUGCUCAUCAAGUAAGGUUUCCUGACCAUACAUGCAGAUGCCAUAGUUUGUUUACAAAUCGACAAGCAUAUAUUCAGGUAUUCGGUAUUUAUUAUUCGUUAUCUCUUUUCAUAGACAUUUGGAAGUUUUCGCGCAGCAGCGUAACACGAAGAUCUAGCAAAAAGAUAGCUUUUCGACAAAAAAUAUCGUUGUCUUGCAGAAUGAAGCAAACAGAAUUCGAGAGGACAGCAAAUAACAUAGGAUAAUAUAACAUGGUAUCUAAUUCUGUACAAAAAUUUUUAAAUUCCAUACACUCCCUUUCUUUCGCAAGUGUUUCCAGGUUAGAAAGGAGCUCCUUUUAGCCGUUGCCGAUAGCUUAGAUUGUAUUUUUUUUUAUGGUGCAAUCAUUACCAAUCAAUGGCGUUGUACUUAUGAUACGCAGAUUUAGGACUGUGAAAAUCGCUUUGCGUAGUGUGACCUAUACGAAAGCACGUAGAUUGUUUGAAUGUUCUAAACACAGAACAGGAUUUUGCGUACCUAUUUACUUCUCUAAAGAAAGUAGUGUCCUGCUUGAGCACUGCAAAUUUAAACAACUUUCUGUACGGUGUGUUAGUCACUGUUGAUAUAUUAUGAAAACACAGUUUCUAUAGCGGCAUGAAGUUUUUCGCCCUCUUGAAGAAUGUAGGUUGGACACGGAACGCCUAUGCAGUGUUGAUAUAAUUGACACAAACAAGAGAUGCUUGCGACCGUGGUUUACAGAAGAAUGGAUUGAUAUCGUAUUGUCAUGGAAUGGUCACGCUUUCUAGCGUUGUCCUGACAGUCCAGAGGAGUUGUAUGUUUUGUUGUGAAUCUGUGCUCAUCAUGAAAACCAAUUCCUUUUAUCUAAUGUAUAAAUACCUCUGUCUACAAAGUCCUCUAGAUGCCAUAGACUGUGACACUUGAUAAUGUGUGCGGGGAACAAAUCCAUCUCCAAUAUACUUCGUUUCCCUUACGACAAGCGAGGAUACAAACUGUUGUGUACGGUGUUUUCUGAAACUUUCUUGUAGGAUAUUUAUAUGCCCAAACAGUGGCAUAUAAAUUUGAAGCUUUCAGCCAUGAUGCAUCCAAUGGCCAACAAGUAUGAGCCUUAACUCCUCACUGUGUACGCCUAUAUUUACUUACAAGAAGAGUAUUUUUAGCAUGACGACACGAGCUUCUACUUUAUCAUCAUAUUCAACCUGCUCAUCGUGAAAUAAUAUUUCCAAUAGAACUCAGUCAUCUCUGGGUGCUUUCAGAGGCUUCAAAAGAAUUACACUGAUAAGGAUUUUCGACGCACAGAGGGAUCUGCAGUACAUUUUUCCUUCUUAUGCGGUGCACAAAAAGGCUCUUUUUCAGGAUAAGCGACCACCAAGUACUAUGCCCUGCAUUUUGUGAUGGUCUUUAUUGUAUUUGGUUUGAGUAGGUUGAAAAUCUUCUGCGCUACUAUAUGGAUGAUUUCACAAAUUCUGCCUGCUUUUUUCCUCUCUCAGAUUUAAGCAGCCUGUCUCUAAUGUAGCCCCUGACGAAUUAUCUAGGGAAUGUAUUCAACAACUUCCGACAAAGCUAUUUUUCGCUUCCACUCUUAACUAGAAAAUACAGAAGAAACAAAGGGCGUGGGAGCAUGAACAUCACAAAUAGCCUCAAUACCUUGUCGCAUUGUAAAGUGGGGAGGCCCACACCAAAUUUGAAUAAUAUUAGGAGUUUGGUGUCAUCAUGAAUGCAGAGAAUAUUAAUGCCAAUGCCCCGACGAAUAAAUCUCUAUGCGUAUGGUAUUUCGCCACGCUGAUGUAAUAAGUGUCCGUAUGAUUGCAAUUAAAUGUGAACUAAUUACUAUGAUGAACUGAUUACUGUGCGAGAACAUUUCAGUCCUGAAAAUGCAUAAGGAGGAUUGUCACUUCGGUCAGAAGUCCAGUGAGAACUUUGAGUGCAUGCUUGCCUAAUAUUGGAAAUAUGGCGGAAGGCUCAGCAGCAAAAUGCGGUGCUUUUGCUGAAGCUUUUUGUUGUCUUAUAUUGCAAUUUUUUUCACAUUUUGGCGGUUUGCAGCAAUGUACCCAAAAAUCUUAAGGAAACUUAGCAGAGCCUCCUGCUAUGAUAUAUGUCAACAAAAUUUCAUUGCAACUUCAGCGAUGCAUUGACAUGUAGAAAUUAUGGACAUGAAAAAUUGUACAGAAACAUUUGGCGUGUAUUAUGUAAUAAAUUAGAUGUAAUAUCACCAUAACUAGCAAUUUGACGACCACUGCUGAAAGCUCAAGUGAGACACGGUCAAAUGGCAAUGCUGGUUCACCUCUAAAGGAAUUAUGAAAAAGCUUCCCUGGGCAGUGUUCGUUCGGAUAUUUCCGACCAAUAAGGCUGGAAGAAGCGUUGUCUCCGACUAUAGCCAACGUUUCGGCAAAAGCCACUGUUUCGACUACAAGCUACAUCACCCCUUGAGUAAAGGUUGGCUUGUUCUCCUGUCGAAACGGUGGGUCCAAUCUGAAACAUUCCUUGUUGACCACUGUUGAUCAUUCGCUUGUUAAAGAAUUGAAGUGUCAAGUUUUCCGUGAGCCUCGACCUGUAGUGCUUCGAUUUUCGUGUCAUAUGUGUCAUGCAAGCAAGCUUGGGCUACUGGCGCCCCGUUUGCGCUCGCGUUUUUGCUGCGCGUUCAUAGCAGAUCCUGCGAACCCAAAGGCCACAUUCUGAUGUACAGACCUGAAUGUCUGCGUGUAACAUCCCACAUCCUUGCCCUGUUCGCCGGCUGCUAAUCACUUCCACACGCUGUGACACAUGUACGGAGUGCGUCGUUUUCUUGUUUUUUUUUUUUUGUCUGUGCUGUGGGCACAAUCCCAGGUGUUGUAACGCACUGAAAGAUGUCAACGCUAAGUACAGAGACACUGUUUUCAUUUGUAUGUACUCGCCGUGAAUGUUGACAAGUUUAUAUGGCUAUUCACAUUGCACUGUUACAUUGAAAAAUGUUGUUUUCAAUGGCGCUUUGUUAUGUGUAAUUCAAUUUGCUUUCGAAUACUUUUGGCUGUACAGCGUGGAGAUUUGCCUCGGGAGUCGACAAAGCUGGGGACUCCAACGUCGACUUAAAUACAGCUGACCAAUGCGUGGUUAGCUGCUCGAGCAUGUAGUACGCUUGGGGCUAACAACGUCCACCGUCACUGGAGAGUUGGUGUGGUUUGUGUGUGAUACUUUGUCGGCGUGAUUCUUGACGAGUUGUAAACUUCCUCUGUACAGCCCCAUUGUGACAAAGUGGUUUAGAAAGCGAAACAUUACGAUGUACAUCUGCGCAGUCACGCAAGCGUUGCCGACAUAUCGAGAGUGCUGUAUAUUUUUAAAUCAAGAUUCCUAUGAAACGGUUGCGGGAGAGAUGAUGUAAAAAUAAAGCAUGGUCAUUGUGUAUCAGCUCUAAGAAACUGUAAACCCGCCUGUAUGAAAGUUGACGUAUGUGAAAAAUAAAUAUGCCCUUUAUUUUUGCCGUUAAGAAAAA